CCCCGCCCCCGAGCAGAGGGCGCAGCCCCCAGCCGGGCAGGCCCCACCCGGCGGUUGAAGUGUGAGGCGUUACGCUGCUCCCUCCCACGCAGUGCACUCAGUGAAGGCCAGAAACUCGCUCGCCAUGUCCGCUGAGGAGGCGGGGGAUGUUUUCCAUAGAGCCCGUGGCAGAACUCUGGACGCGUUUUCCUCAGAAAAGGAAAGGGAAUGGAAGGGCCCAUUCUACUUCAUCCAAGGUGCAGAUCCACAGUUUGGACUGAUGAAGGCCUGGUCCACCGGGGACUGUGACAAUGGUGGUGAUGAGUGGGGACAGGAGAUCCGCCUUACUGAGCAAGCCGUGCAGGCCAUCAACAAACUGAACCCCAAGCCCAAAUUCUUUGUUCUGUGUGGGGACCUCAUCCAUGCCAUGCCAGGAACACCCUGGCGGAAGGAGCAGACGGAGGACCUGCAGCGCGUGCUCAAGGCGGUGGACGGCGAGAUCCCGCUGGUCUUCGUCAGUGGCAACCAUGACGUGGGCAACAUCCCCACCCCCGAGACCAUCGCGGAGUUCCAGCAGACGUGGGGGGACGACUAUUUCAGCUUCUGGGUGGGGGGCGUCCUGUUCCUCGUGCUCAACUCCCAGUUCCUGUUCGACGCCUCCAGGUGCCCCGCCUUGAAGCAGGCCCAGGACCAGUGGCUGGACCAGCAGCUGAGCGUCGCCCGCCGGCGCGCGUGCCGGCACGCCAUCGUCUUCCAGCACAUCCCGCUCUUCCUGCAGAGCAUCGACGAGGAGGACGACUACUUCAACCUCACCACGUCCGUGCGGAAGGAGAUGGCAGACAAGUUCGCCACAGCAGGGGUCAAAGCCGUGUUCUCAGGCCACUACCAUAGGAAUGCUGGGGGCACUUACCAGAACCUCGACAUGGUGGUAUCAUCAGCCAUCGGAUGCCAACUGGGCAGAGAUAGCCACGGGCUCCGCGUCGUGGUGGUCACUGCCGAGGACAUCGUCCACCGAUACUACAGUUUAGAUGAGCUGAGUGAGAAGGGAAUAGAUGACGAUCUGCUGGAUUUGAUGAAGGAGAAGUGAUUGCCGAUUAUGACUUGCUCACGUUUCCCUUCUGCUGUUCAUUUCAGAUACAGCAGCUGCACACAACCCCUUAUUGAAAUAAAGUCUACCAGGAAAAUUUGUGAA
Messenger RNA from Phacochoerus africanus (Common warthog), 1171 nucleotides. RefSeq names its product calcineurin like phosphoesterase domain containing 1 (gene CPPED1). Lineage: Eukaryota; Metazoa; Chordata; Mammalia; Artiodactyla; Suidae. Bases 125 to 1066 code for a protein of 313 amino acids. Gene Ontology annotation, molecular function: hydrolase activity. The transcript is spliced from 4 exons. The record is from RefSeq and is a predicted model, not a curated record.